This is a messenger RNA of Macrobrachium nipponense, 5211 nucleotides long. RefSeq names its product ionotropic receptor 21a-like. Bases 130 to 2424 code for a protein of 764 amino acids. The transcript is spliced from 4 exons. Lineage: Eukaryota; Metazoa; Arthropoda; Malacostraca; Decapoda; Palaemonidae. Gene Ontology annotation, cellular component: membrane. Gene Ontology annotation, molecular function: ligand-gated monoatomic ion channel activity. The record is from RefSeq and is a predicted model, not a curated record.
AAGCCACAGUGAGUGAGAGAGAAGUCGAGGGAGCAUUCGUUAUCUAUCUGUUUCGUCGUUCGAGCCUUUAUUGAUUACGUGAGAUACUGCAGCCUUCAGCAUUAUGUUCAAGAAUGAGGAGGACCAGGAAUGGUAAUGCUUCAAAUACGACUCUCCGUUAUUCUACUGCUUUUCAUGGCAGCACUAUCAUACAGUGCCAAAAACAACCGAAAGCCACUGGACGAUGAUCCACCUAGGCCAACAGAUGUCCGUAGGUUGAUAGGCUCAGGUCGCAGACGUAGAGCUCUGAAGGAUGGCCCACCAUAUGACCAGCUGUACAUAACGAAUCCUAGUCCUUACAUAUUAGCAGAGGUUUUGAAGGACCUUGGUGGAGGACACGGAGGUUUGUGCCAUGUCCUUGUGUAUUAUGACCCAAAAGCAGCAUCACAAGAUGAUCUUGCUACCCUACAGAAAAUGUUAGAUUCACCUGCAAUCCUUAUAGACGUUUCAAAAUUGAAAUUUUCUUUGAUCACAAAAUCGCAGCGUGAUGUUCCCUUACUAGAUUUACUGUCCAAUCGACCAGAUCAGCGAUGUCGUUUACUAUUGGCAUGGUCCUCUCCAAAUUACCAGCGAGGACUACUUCUCAUCCUAAGAGCUGAGCAGGGUAUCUUAGGUCACAAAGACACAGUCAUUCUUCCUGUUGAAGAUCAUCGUCUUGAUCGCUUCUUACCCCAGCUCAAGCGUAGAGUUCUUAUAAAAAAACGAGGGUCUAGAGCAGGCCGUGAUCGCCGUGAGUUGUUGAAUUCUAGGUAUUUGGUUGAGGGAGUGUGUGAAGCAUGUACAAAGUAUACUUUGCAGCAGUUGGGGGAAUGGAGCCAACCAACUGGUUGGAUAUGGGGUGGAUCAAGCGUAAAUAAAAUGGGGUUAUCAGGAGCUAGUGUGACAGUAUCAUAUACUCCAUCAGUACCCAAUGUUUUUGUUUUAGAAAAUCAAAACAAUGACUCACUUGUACUUGAAGGAGUUGAAAUGCGCUUAUUAGAUUAUGCUGCACAGGCUCUCAACUUCUCCUAUCGCUUAGUUGUUCCUGAAGAUGGUGAAUGGGGUAGGCCUCUGAAUGGUACCUGGACAGGAAAGGUUGGAGAGGUAAUAAAAGGAAAUGCUGAUAUUGCAAUUGGUGGCAUUGUGUAUACAAGGGAGCGUGCUGAAGUAAUUGAAUAUUCAAUCCUGUUCCACAAUGAACUAUGGGGCAUUGUUUGUCCACUUUCUGUUCGGCUACCUGUCUGGCCUUACAUCAUGUUCCCAUUCAGAACUGAAUCUGCACCAACUGUAUUCAAGUUUCUUGUUAUUUUCCACGUAAUGGCCUUUUUAAUAGUAUCUUUAAUGGGCAUUCAAGAAGAGACAUACCCUCAACAUCCACUUUCAGAGUCUAUAUAUAUAACUGUAAAAACGGGUAUCGCACUUUACUUAAGGCUAAUGGCUUGCCUCUACUUUUGGAAUCUUUUUUUCUGUCUCAUGAAACCAAAAUAUGAAGAACCCAUAACCAACUCAAUAGCAUUGCUCCAAAGUGGGAAACACUGGGGGAUUGUUAGUGGGACAACAGUAACAAGGGUAUUAUCUACAUCUUUAAGCCCGGGCCAUUCUGAAUUGGCAGCAAAUGCCAAACCCUUAGAUUCAAUUGGUGAAGGUUUCCAGCAGUUAAGAAGUGAUGGCCUUUGUCUUGUUGGAGUACCUAAGAGAUAUGCACAAGCUACUAUUGCUACAAGACAUACAACUGAAUGUGGUGAACCUGGUUUGCAAAUAAGCGACGAGGACCUGAACUCGGUACUUGGUGGAUGGAUAUUUCCCUAUGGUUCGCCCCUAAAAGAUCCAGUCAACUCUAUCAUCAGUCGUUUACAAGGGUUUGGGUUUAUAGAACACUGGCGGAAGGAAUUACAUCUAAUGCUGCUAACAAAAGGGCCUCGAGACUUGCCUUGUCUUAACCCACCUUUAAGUGCACUUACUGUCAUGGAUCUUCGCCUUGCCUUUUUGAUUCUUCUUAUAGGAUGGAGUACUGCCUUCCUUGUUCAUAUUGCUGAGCAUGUAAUGUUUUAUAUGUAUAAUCCAAUGAGGCAGAUUAAUAUCAUCAGACGUUCGGAUGUCCAAAACAAUGUUAGACAAAAUACAAAUAUAGAUAGUGCAGUGAACCAUAACACAAUAACACCACGCUCUAUUAAUUACAGGGGUAAUAUAAGUAAUAUUAAUAAAAAGGUACCUCAUGAUGCAAGGAAAACAGAUGAAAUUGUAUCAUCCAAGGAUGACUCCCCAAGGCACACAUACAAAAUACACCAUUGGCUUAAAAAUGUUCUAACUCCAACAGAGAAAUUAGAUAUCACUAAGAAAGAAAUACAGUUCAGAAGACAACUGAACACUAUUCUGAAAGAUAUGUGGGGAAUCACCCCCAAAUGACAUCAAGCCCCAGAGACGAAGGAUGCAUGGUCUUCGCCUCUGGGGCAAAAGCGGUCAAAAGCCAAUAUGAAACGGCCCUUUCCCCCACCAGAUUUAAAAGCUAAUAUGAAGUGUACACAACCUAUUCCAGAGUUAAAGGUUGAAUUAAUAGACGUAAAACAAAAAGCAGGUCAAACAGGGCUAGAGAGCCCAGAGCUUACAGAGUUUGGGGUACGUCCACCAUUUAAACCAAAAAAUGUAAGACAAGAAGAGGGUGAAAAUCCAUGGACUGUGUUCACUAUACUUUCUUCAAGAAUUCCAAGACGGCCAAAUGAAGAUCUUAUACAGCACAAGAAAAGUCAGUCCCUUAAGAUACGUUGUUCUCCUAAACAGCGCAUCUCCAGAACGCUUUCAUCACCUGCCCAACAUACCAAAGCCCCUGUUAUCCUUAGAAGUGUCGUUAAUCCUCCAAACAUUCCUACUUCAAAAGAAGAUGAGAAAAUGGUAGAAGCAACCAAACAUCACCCUGAUCUGUCUCCUAGAGCUCUGGUAUAUGUUACAGAUUCCUCCUCAGAAAAUGAGGAUGAUUGUGUGAUGAGCGACAUCGACGAUGAAAACAUAUAAAAAGGAAUCAGAGAAAACGGUGGAGUCAGCAACUGGAUGGGGGACUUCGUGAAAGGAAUGUUUCAUAAUCCAUCAUAUUUCGCCAAAAAAGGAAAAUAUUAAAAGAAUUUGAAUCGAGGUACUUGAUGGUAACUAAGUAAAUUGUGGAAGCAAGUAGGCUUUAUCAUGAACUAGAGUAAAAGGUUAUCAAAUGAUGUACAAGAAAUGCAAUGCCUCAACAUAAUUUCUCUGAAAUAUUCACGCCUGUUAGUCUAGGUACUAGGAACGAUAAUUAAAAGAGUUAGUUUUUUUCGUUUGUUUUUUCAUUAAGUAGUCCACCUUGAGAGCUCCUAAGUAGUCUGUUACAAAGACUACUACGCAUCAAAUAUAGUAUCUAUUCUUAAGAAAGUACAAAUUUCCUGGGUUUUUUAAUGGAGAAGCGUAGCAUGCGUCGCCUGGGAGUUUUUACCUUUCAUUGAAAAUUGUUAGUACAAAUUUAACAUUCGACCACCAUUUCAUGCAACUGAUCUUCAGCAGCAAAGACUCUAUACCAGAUGUGGGAGAGGUUAAACUUGACUAUGCAGUAUACAUAUGCAUGAAGGAGGGAAGCAAGUCAUUAUAGCAAAGGGAGGUCGAUGGUGGGGACUGACAAAUUAACAUUGCAUAAAGGUCGAGGCGAUGGAAAUGGUCGGGUGGACAACCAAAGCAACAUACUGGGGUGAAGACUGAUAUUCCAUAUUUAUGAAGUUUACUUAUUACCGCGACACAGCUACACUGCAUUUUUUUUUUUUUUUUUUUUUUUGAUGGGACCUAGACGUGGUAUAGCUAUCCAAAUAUAUAUAUACUGUUUUUAAAUGAAAAACAUGUACUUAAGUAUUUUCAAACUAAAAAGAAAUUUGCACUAAAAAACAUUUUGGUUAAAUGUUAAGUCAAUGUAACGGAGGGAUGCAAUAGCUAUAUUCUGGAAGCGAAUGACUUGAAAGGGUAACCAAACCUGAAGAGAAUUCGCCUCCCAACGAUGCCUGUGAGAUUACCCUAUGAAUAUGAAAACCACAAACCUGCAUCUUGGCUGCUGAGACUUGGUCCUCAUUCCUCCCCCGAAAAGGUCCCUCAUUCGGAUCCCUAUCUCUUCCUAUUCUACCUUCACUUGUCACUAGUUACGAGAUCCACCUUUGGUGGAAUAAGGGCGAAAAUCAACUCUUCCAUUUUUACGUACUCCCGUUAAGGAACAAACAAACAAAUUCAGCCAAAAAUAUAACCUCCUUGUCGGAAGUAAAAGAGAGGACUCGCAGGAGGUAUAAGGAAGUCUCACGCGUUUUCACAAUGAGGAGGAUUGCCCAACUGUAAGCAUUAAAGCCCCUACGCAUGGCUGGGCAGUGGGCAUCUGGUAACAUAAAACUCGAAAAAAUACCGGACUCCCGAAGGUCCACAGGGUUUUGAUUGGAGGUGAAGUUUAUUUCGACCACUGUUAGUGUUUCGCUCUUCGAUUUAACCAUAUUAAUAAAAUAAUGGCUAAACGUUAUUCGACUUGACAUACCCGACUCAUAAGGGCAGCACCAAAAUCAAUGGAGGCGGAAGAUGACUGCCUAGACCGAAAGCAAACAUUGCUAGUGUAAAGGGGUGUGGAUAGGCGGGACGGGGAGUGAUUAUCGUAGACAACGUCAGCCGUUCAUUACCGGUCAUUCAAAAAUCUUGGUAAGCUUAGUAUACAUCUGGCAACUCUGCACGAGUCACAUAAUAUUCCUGUAUUUCAGCCAACAGAAAGCUCUAGGCAAUCAUGACUGGGAAACAAAAGUCACUAGACGUGUAAACACUAGACAAAAUACGUUUGCCAAUCGACACUGUAAUGUUAAACAAGUUAUUUCUAGUAUAAUUUGGUAACAUUACUGGAGUUGCCAGUGCCUCCUAAACUUGCCGUGAUGUGAGACAAAAUUUUGAUUUCUGUUCUAUUCCACAAAGACCCCUUACUUUUAAAAUGUACAUAUGAAUAGAAUAUAUAGAUUUAUCAUAGAUACGAACAGAAAAUAUAGAUAUACUAUAAGAAAUAUAUUGAUGCAUUAUACAUAGAGUAUAGACAUAUCUGUGAUAUAUAUAAAUAUAUAUAUAUAAAUACUAUAUAAAUGUAUUAAUCAUGAGUACUUAUGUAGGUCACUCUAGUUGUUGAAGCAUUGCAUGAAAAGAUAAACUACAUGAUCGUUACGGCAA